AAGAUGGAAGAGAGUAAAGAUCUUGAACGCAGAGGCCCAGACACUGAUCUGAUUGAAAUCUCAAAGAAUUACUUCGAGAAUAUGAUUAAUAUGUGCGAUGAGAGAAAAGCCCUCAUUUUGGACGAGGACACACUGGGUUAUAUCUCUUUGAACUAUUCCAGAUCAAACUUAUUGGAGAAAAACGUAUAUUUCUUUGAUGUCAUUGAUCGUAAAGGCACUGAGAAGCUUAAUCAUUUGGUAGCCAUCUUCUUUGUGAGAAACACCAAUGACAAUUUUCAGAAAAUCAAGGAAGAGCUUGAAGAUCCCUUGUUUGGUGCUUACUAUCUUGUCUUUGCUAAUCCAAUUGAAGAUGAAAAAUUACGUGAGCUAGCAGAAGCUGAUAGGUUUGAUAAGGUCAGAAGAGUCUUAGAAAUUUUCGCUGAUUUUUAUGCUGUGAAUAGAGAUCUGUUCUCCUUCAAUAUCCCUACAUCAAUGGAUCUAUGACUUCACGAAUCAGCUAUGACUCCUGCUACUCAUGUCAAGAACAAUAGAAUCUUGCAAGGUUUAUUAUCAGUAGUUCUGUCAUGCAGGAAGCAGCCAUAUGUAAGAUUCUCAAAGCAUAGUAAUCGUGCUGCUAAACUGGCUGACUCUUUUGUCAGUUACAUGUCAAGUGAAGAUGAACUGGUAGCUAGAUCAUCAAAAGACGAUGAAAAGUGAACCCUUCUGAUCCUUGACAGGAAGGAUGACCCUGUUACUCCUCUUCUCAACCAGUGGACUUAUCAAAGUAUGGUCCACGAACUGAUUGGUAUCACCAAGCACAGAGUAAAGCUCGCUGACAAGAAGGAAGAAAUCGUUUUGAAUCCUGAUGAAGAUGAAUUCUUUAAGAAAAAUAUGUACAAAAAAUUUCCUGAAGUCCAGAAGGAACUCGAAGUAUUGCUCACACAGUUCAAGGAGAAGGAGAAAAGCAGAGCCAAGAUUGAUAACAUCAAAGAUAUGCAAAGGAUGGUUGAGAAUUUCCCAGAGUUCAAGAAAUUUGCAGGAAAAGUUACGAAGCAUUACUCAGCAUUUGGUGAAUGUAGUGACAAGAUCACUAAAAGAAAGCUCUUCUCUGUAUGUGAACUUGAACAAGAUAUUGCUGUUAAGAAUUCCAAGUCUGAACAAGUCAAAGAGAUGAAAGAGAUUCUUGAAGACCCUGAAGUUGAUCAAUUUGAGAAGAUCAGAUUAGUAAUGUUAUUCUCUCUGAGAUAUGAAGGUGACUCUAAUGUCAAAAAGUUUAGAACAAUGCUCCGGGAAUCCAACAUUAGCCCUGAUCAUAUUGAUUUUAUUGACUUUCUAAUCCAAUAUGCAGGGAAGGAUAAGCGCUCAAACUUCUUAUUUGGGAAAAAUACUGGCCUACUUAAAGGAGCCAUGGAUUUGAUCAAGUCUAACUUUACAGAAGAGGACGAAAGUGUUUACACCAGACAUAAAUCUUGACUGUUUAACAUUAUUGGGCAGAUGGUUAAAGGAAAAUUGAGUGAGUCUGAUUUCCCAUUUUCUACACAGAGCCCAAGAGAUACCAAGACCAAGGAUAUCAUUGUCUUCAUUUUAGGAGGAGCUACCUACCAAGAAGCCAAGGAAGUUGCUGAUUUUAACAACUCUGAUCCAAAUUUCAAUGUGAUUCUUGGUGGAACUACAGUUCAUAAUUCCAAGAGUUUCCUUGCAGAAGUAACAGAAGUUAGAGAUUACGGACUUUAGUUAACAAAAUUCAAUCAAAA
This is a messenger RNA of Moneuplotes crassus, 1733 nucleotides long. NCBI's taxonomy places the organism in Eukaryota, Ciliophora, Spirotrichea, Euplotida, Euplotidae. The record is from the annotation of a GenBank genome assembly.